Molecule: messenger RNA, 2158 nt
Organism: Esox lucius (northern pike)
Lineage: Eukaryota; Metazoa; Chordata; Actinopteri; Esociformes; Esocidae
Product: adhesion G-protein coupled receptor G2
Exons: 17
Coding region: 64-2127 (687 amino acids)
Biological process (GO): adenylate cyclase-activating G protein-coupled receptor signaling pathway; cell surface receptor signaling pathway
Cellular component (GO): membrane
Molecular function (GO): G protein-coupled receptor activity
Source: RefSeq, a predicted model, not a curated record
CAGGAGGUGAGGAAGCUAUCAGCAGUCUGCCAUGCUCAUCUGAUGGAUUAAGCUACAGUAUCAAUGGAAGGGAAACUUUUGGGAUUUUGUCUGACCACAGCCAUUCUGUUUUCUCGCAGUAGCUGUAAAUGCAUUACAUGUGAUGCAGUACUGAUAGUGGACAAUGACACCUAUUCAGGAGUCAUUCGAAAUGGAAAAGUUUGUCAAUCUCAGACUAACUGUACAGGGAGCUGUGCAUCACAGUAUGACAUGGAAAACGUAUGCAUUUUAUCUGUUGGAGAGAACAGAACAACUUCAGAAAAAUGUAAUCUACAAUUCAACAUCACGUUGAGGAAAAAGACCAAUUCAAGCCUGAUUACUCUGAACAAAACUGAUAUAAAUCACAAGCAAGAUGUCAAAUUGUGUUUUCCAAGGCAAAAGGCAACAUAUUAUCCACCAACAGGUUGUUCCACAGGCUGUUCCAAUAUGAAUGAAACCACAUGUGGAGUAGGUUCACCCUAUAAUCAAGUAAAUUGCAAAGAUACCACAGAUAGAUUUGUUAUCGAUCCAAACCAAGCAUUAUGUUGGACAUGUGUCAACCCUGUGAGGAUGCCAGAUGUAAACAUAUCUUUACCGAGUUCCCAUCUGCAAAUUUCAAAUGGGAUGAUAAAUGCUGCAUCGGCAUCUGUUGCUAUGAAAAAUUUAUCCUCCCUGCUUAAUCUGAUGGGAAACGCCAGUAGUGCAGCCGUUUCUUUGGGUGAUGUUAAAGGAAUCAUUAGUAAACUGGAUAAAGGAAACACCAAGAACCUCAGCUUUGGCCUUUCUUCAACUAAUGGGUUGAGUAUUGUUGCAAACCAGGGUGCUCUGACUACAAAUUUCAAUCGAUCUGUGACUAUGCCGAAAGAGUCCUCUGACCAGGCAGUUCAGAAGAAUGGCACUUUUGUUGGAGUUCUUGUCUUCCCUUCAAUGUCCCAGGAUGAAAAGAAGAGCAAUGUUCUAAAUGGUGAGGUAUUUGGAAUCGAGAUGGGAGUUCCCAUAGCUAAUCUCACAGACCCCAUUCUAAUUCAGUAUGAGAAUGUCAACAAGGAGGGAUUUAAUGCAUAUUGUAAUUCUUGGAAUGGAAAAGGGAAUCUACCCAAUUGGACCAUAGAUGGCUGUCAAACAGUGGAGGGCGAGAACAGCAUAACCUGCCAGUGUACUCAUUUAUCAUUUUUUGCAAUUCUAUUGUCACCUGCACCGAAAAACAUCAGCUCCUCAGAUGUAACGUCUCUUACCUACAUUUCCUACAUUGGCUGUGGAUUGUCCAUGUUCUUCCUGGGAGUGGCUCUCUUCAUGCACUGUGCAAUGAGCCAUACCAAAUCUAGCCAAGCCACGAAAAUCCUUAUCAACCUCUUUGUGGCUUUGUUCAUCCUGAAUCUGACCUUUCUGAUCAACCAGACCAUUGCAAACCUAGGGAGCUAUGUUCCAUGUGUGAUCGUAGCGGCGGUAAUGCACUAUUCCAUGUUGUCCACGUUCACCUGGUUCCUCAUUGAAGCAAUCCACUUGUUCCUGCAACUGAAAAAACCCAACGCUGAUACCAAACAUUGUAUGAUAAAAAUCUACAUUGAGGGAUGGGUCCUUCCAGCUGUAGUGGUCAUCGUCCUUCUGGGACUGAGUAAAUACAAACUAAUAUCCAUAAACACCAACGAUGGGAACCCAGUGAACAUGUGCUGGAUCAAUGAUGUUAACAUUGUUUACGGAGUCAACAUUGGCUACUACGCUUGUGUGUUUGUCUGUACUAUGACCAUAUUCAUCAUUGUGAUGAGACACAUCUUCAUGAUGACGAAGACCAAGGCCUCUGUAGGCCGGCAGGACUCAGCGUCUAACAACACCCUGACCAUCGUGGGACUCCUCUUCCUGCUGGGCAUAACCUGGGGCUUUGCCUUCUUCAGCUUUGGACCCCUGACCAUACCAUCCUAUUACAUCUUCAGUAUCCUCAACUCAUUCCAAGGAUUUUUUCUUUUCCUCUACUACUACAACUCAAACAAGAUAAUUGGUGAUGACAGGACAUCUUUCACCAAUGAGACUACCUCUACUUCAUCAAACAUCUACGAUAACAGACCUGUUAAUUUUACGUAUGUAGAUCAGAACCUACACUUGAAAAAAUAGCAAUAAACACAAUUUUUUUAUUUCAUAUAUA